AUGGGAGUUCCGGCUCUUUUUAGAUGGCUUUCAAAAAAAUAUCCAAAAAUCAUUGAAAAGGUCGUCGAAGAACUGCCGGCUGAGAUCAAUGGCGUUGAGAUUCCCAUAGACAUUUCGAAACCGAAUCCUAAUAAUUUAGAAUUUGACAACCUUUACCUGGACAUGAAUGGUAUAAUACAUCCUUGCUGUCAUCCUGAAGGCAAGCCGGCACCAGAAACUGAAGACGACAUGAUGAUUGAAAUCUUUAAAUAUACAGAAAGAAUUAUUAGCAUAGUACGGCCAAGAAAAAUUUUAUAUCUUGCCAUAGAUGGUGUGGCUCCUCGAGCCAAAAUGAAUCAACAGCGAUCACGACGUUUUCGUACAGCACAAGAAGAUAGAAUAAAAAACGAAGAAAGAGCUAAGGAAAUUGAAAGUCUUAAAGCAUCAGGUACACAAAUCGAUGAGGAAUUGAUUCAAAAGAAAUCAUUCGACAGUAAUUGUAUAACGCCAGGCACUCCUUUUAUGGCAAAUCUUGCCAAAUGCUUACGAUAUUGGAUCGCUGAAAAGCUUAAUUAUGAUCCUGGUUGGAAAAAUUUAAAAGUCAUCCUAUCUGAUGCUAGUGUUCCAGGUGAAGGUGAACAUAAAAUCAUGGAUUUCAUUCGCGGACAGCGUUCCAGUCCUUACCAUGACCCUAACACACGGCAUGUUAUAUAUGGCUUGGAUGCUGAUUUGAUUAUGCUUUCGUUGAGUACUCAUGAACCUCACUUCAAAGUUUUGCGUGAAGAUGUCUUUUUUAAUGACGGCAGUUUUAAGGGUUGUUAUAUAUGUGGUCGCAUGGACCACAUUGCCAACCAAUGUAGAGCUGAUUUAGUAACUCGCCCAAAAUCAAAAGAUAAUGGGAAAAAUGUGGAUUACAAUAAGCCAUACGUACUUUUAAAUAUAGAGACUCUUCGCGAAUAUCUUGCAAUUGAACUCAGAGUACCAUCUAUGACUUGGCCAUUUGACCUGGAAAAUGCGAUUGAUGAUUGGGUAUUUCUUUGUUUUUUCGUUGGAAACGAUUUUCUUCCGCACUUACCUUCCUUAGAAAUAAGGGAGGGCGCUAUAGAUACCUUGAUAUCUAUAUGGAAACGUUGUCUACAAUUAAUGAAUGGAUAUAUAACGAAUUGUGGAAAUGCAA
This is a messenger RNA of Racocetra persica, 1156 nucleotides long. The record is from the annotation of a GenBank genome assembly. NCBI's taxonomy places the organism in Eukaryota, Fungi, Glomeromycota, Glomeromycetes, Diversisporales, Gigasporaceae.